GCGGCAGCUCGGAGCCUCCGCCGGGCUGGCGGGGAGGGGGAGGGGCAGGUUCUGCUUCCCAUCAUGGCUAUCACACAGUUCCGGUUGUUUAAAGUUUGUACCUGCCUAGCCACAGUGCUCUCAUUCAUUAAGAGGUUAAUAUGCAGGUCUGGCAGAGGACGGAAAUUAAGUGGAGAUCAAAUAACUUUGCCAACCACAGUGGAUUAUUCGCCAGUUCCUAAGCAGUCAGAAGUUGAAGACUGGAGCUCCUGGGAUGAAGAUGUACCUACAAGUAUAAAGAUUGAAGGAGGGAAUGGAAAUGGGACCGCACAGCAAAAUACAAUGGAACAGUUGGAACCUGACUAUUUUAAAGACAUGGCACCAACUAUAAGGAAAACACAGAAAAUUAUUAUUAAGAAGAGAGAACCAUUAAAUUUUGGCAUCCCCGAUGGUACUACAGGUUUCUCUAGUAGAUUAGCAGCUACACAAGAUAUUCCUUUUAUUCACCAAUCUCCUGAAUUAGGUGAUUUGGAUACCUGGCAGGAGAAUACAAAUGCGUGGGAAGAAGAAGAAGAUGCAACUUGGCAGGCAGAGGAAGUCCUGAGACAGCAGAAAAUAGCCGACAGAGAAAAGAGAGCAGCAGAACAACAAAGGAAGAAAAUGGAAAAGGAAGCACAACGACUAAUGAAGAAAGAACAGAACAAAAUUGGUGUGAAACUGUCAUAACAGAUGUUUGACACUUCCAUUUGAAGGAUUUUGAGCUCCACAAUAUGAGCCUCAUCUGUAUGGUUUAAGAGUAUUUUUAGAAUACAGACAAGCUGCUUGAUUUUGAUGUGUUCAUCAGGCCAUCCGGGAUACCAGAAUUUUCUCAUCGCCACUUGAACUGCUAGUAGAUGGGACUUAAACAAAAUAAAAAGACUUUUAAGAUGAUAUUUUUCUUCAGUAUCUUCCAAACAUAUAAGAAAAUUAAUUGCUGCAGAGAAAUUAUUACAAUUGGGAUAUACCAGUACCUCUUCAAGUUCAUAUUUCUAGCUUGGAAAAAAUUGGGUGUAAAUAAUUUUCUGGUGGGAGAACCUAUUCUGCUGUCUAUUAUGCUUUCCUUCAAUGUGUGUAAAAAAUGAAAUAAACAAUUUUAAAGAAUA
Molecule: messenger RNA, 1121 nt
Organism: Vombatus ursinus (common wombat)
Lineage: Eukaryota; Metazoa; Chordata; Mammalia; Diprotodontia; Vombatidae
Gene: EBAG9
Product: estrogen receptor binding site associated antigen 9
Exons: 7
Coding region: 64-705 (213 amino acids)
Cellular component (GO): secretory granule
Source: RefSeq, a predicted model, not a curated record